Zeugodacus cucurbitae (melon fly) is the source of this 14151-nucleotide messenger RNA. RefSeq lists its product as uncharacterized. The transcript has 8 exons. Bases 1849 to 9648 code for a protein of 2599 amino acids. The record is from RefSeq and is a predicted model, not a curated record. Gene Ontology annotation, biological process: cell differentiation. NCBI's taxonomy places the organism in Eukaryota, Metazoa, Arthropoda, Insecta, Diptera, Tephritidae.
CGCCAUUUUAAGUAAUUGUGACAACCCGCAAGAAAGUGUUCUAUCCUGUUUGUGACGGUAGACGGUAAAACGCUGUUAAAUAAUUCUUUAAACAACGCAAAAACGUGUGCAAGUCACAGCUAAACAUACGGGCUAAGUUAUUUAAUAGUUUCUGUGUAUUUGCAAAGUGUACGAAACGCAUAAAAGUUAUAACAAAUUUUCUAUCGAGCCGAAAGAAAAAAAAAGAUUCUCAUUGGAUUCUGCUUCCUCUUCGGUCCAGUCUCCCCUCACACCCAACACCUCUUCGGCAUUUCAGAUACAUAUGUAUGUAUAUAAUUGCAGAGAGAAGUAGCUGAAGAAAGAAGAAAAAUAAAAUCAAAAGGGGUGGAAGAAUUGGAGCAGGCAGCUAAAAGCGAAAAAAAAAGUGCGAAUCGAAGGAGUAGGCGAGUUCACUGCUGAAAGGCAGCGAGUAAAACGUUUACGAAAGUACGGUGCGCGUAAAGAAGACAACGCAAAUUUUUUCUAGUACUAGUACUUGGGUGAAUUUUUUGCACUCAACAGCAUUUUCACGGUACGCUUGCAUAUAGGUGACAUACGCACACACACACAAUCGUAGCAUAUAGUAUUAAAAUUGCGUGCUCGUGUGUGUGUGUGAGUGCGAAAGGUGCAACGCGAUUGAACGGGUGUGAAUUGUGUAGGAGAGCAACGAACUCGCGUGCAAGCGUCGAGAGAAAGGAGAAAAAAUCACCGAAAAGAAGAAGCAGAAAUUUUCAAUUCUGGUAUAGUGUGGUGGAGCUCCGCCAACAAAAGCAAAAGAAAAGAAAAACCAACGAAACCAAGCGGUUGCGGCUACCACAUCGAUAAAGUGGAAUUAUUGAAUAAGUGUCGUUAGAAAACGCCGAAGACGUUUGGUGUUUUGGAAAAGAAACGUAAAAGAAUUCAAAGAAGACUGAGGAUAUAGAUUUAAAGUAGCAAAAGGAUCCCUUUUUACGAGGAACGGAUUUAUAAGAGAGUUAAUAAUUGUCUGGAGCCAGCAGUAGACAGUUUUAUUUAUCUAACACAUACAACAAUAUAUUAGUUUCUCCAGCACCACAAUAGUUCAACUUAUUGUGGUAGAUCAAGACAAAACACGUAGCGGCUUUUCCGCCGUUAAAAGAGUACCAGAGCCUCUACAAGUCAAUAUACGGCAUUGUGAAGUGUUAAAAUUAAUCUCAUAUACGUUUAAAAGCCAAAAAUUAUAUUCUCUUUAUACACCUCCAAAACACGACCGUUUAACGGUGUAUGCUGAAACUGGAUUAAUUUCAAAUUUGUCACUUUGGACACAAACGUGGUCGGAAAGCACCAACUUUAAUCCCGUCAGUCUUAUAAGCAAAAGUUUGCAGUAAACAAAAGUGUUGAACAAAAGCAAAAGCGAAAAAUCAAGCGUUUAUUUAUUUAAAGAAAUUUGAGCAAUUGAUUUGAAGACUCUUCACAAAAAAUACACUUUCAAAAGAACAUACGAAGCUGUAGACACGCCAGUGUAUAAAAAAACGCAUUGAACUACUACUGUUUUAUUAUAUAGCAGAAAAGCGUAAGAGCGUUGUAUCUUCUUCAAUAUAAAGCAGAGAAACGUGACAUCUAAAAUAAUAUAAGCCAGUCAGUUAUAAAAUAUAGUCAAAUCAUUAGCUUUGACAUUUGAAAUUGACGUUAUUGUUUGUCGCCGCUAGCGUACGGACUAACGAUCGAAUAUCACAGUUACAAACACAACAAACAGAGAUAAACAAACGAAUAUAAAACACUGCGCAACGAGCUGCAGUACUCGCAGAGUAGAAGUGGUGAAGUGAGUGCGGCGCAAGGGGGAGGUAACGCUAAUGAGGAUCUACUGGCAGCAUGAGUACACUGGGGGGAAGUAGGGGAGAGCGAAAUGCCAAGCCCAAGUUCUCAGCACUCGAUAUAAAUCGAAUGUACAAAAAUAGUCGCGGUGAACCAGCUGAACCAUCUGCACAAAAGAAUCAAGUGCCACGUAAACAUGGAAUGCAAAGUUUGGGCAAAGUGCCGUCCGCAAGGCGUCCACCAGCUAAUUUACCAUCCCUGAAAGCUGAAAUAACAAAUUCGCCAAAUACGAAUAACAAUCUAAUACCAUCAACCGGACAAGAAGUCAACUCAACGAGCGGCGGUCAAAUAACAACACACACACCCACAGGAGCAGUAAAUAAUCAACAACAGCAACAACAAUUGAAGAACAUCAACAACAAGUCCGCACUUGGUAACAGUAACAACAAUAAUAACAGCAACAACAAUAGCAUUAGUAACAGCGUCGGUGGUUUAAAACUUGUGAACAAUUCGACAAGUGUAAGCACUGGCGGUAGUGGCGGUCAGCAGUUGCGCAACUCUUCAGUAGCGAAUCACGCCAAUCAACAACAGCAGCAACGAAACUCGCCAAUAACAUGGUCUGCUGUGACAACGGGCAACGACAUGACCGGUGGUGGCAAGGGCAGCGGUGGUGGUGGUGGUGGGGGCAAAUCAUCGGUACCGCCACUCUAUCAGAGUCCACAGUUUCAAUACGAAUUUCCAACGUUAGAUGGCACAGUUGGCGGCGGCGCCGGUGGUGGUGGUGGUGGCAGCGGCGGCGGCGGUGGCAAUGCAUCGAAUCGAAACAAACAGCAUCAGCAACAACAGGAGCAUUAUCAUCACCAACAACAGCAACAACACCAUCAUCAGCAUGCGAACCAACAGCAACAACAUUAUCAUCAUCAACAACAACAACAUUCGCAACAAAAUCAUCAUCACCAUCAUCAGCAGCAGCACCAUCACCAACAUCAGCAAAAUCACCAUACACACCAACGAGACUACAACAACCAGCAGCAACAUGGCAGUGGUGGCGGUGGUCGUCACGCACACGAUCAGCGUUACGAUGCGCACAAUUACAAAGAUGGCAGCGACGGAGACGGUGGCAGCGAUUACGCUUAUCAACAGCAACAACAGCAUCAUCACCACCGCGAACAACAGCAACAGCAGCAGCAACAGCGCGAACUGAACGAAGUAAGUUUGCGUCCACAAAACGAUGCGAACACCUGGUUGCAGCAACAAGAGAAAUCCGGCAAGGGCACAGUAGAAGGCCAGUCGAACCAACAGGGCCAGGGCCCCCAAACGCAGAAUACGAAUGCUGCAGGUGCAGCAGUGCCGUUGCCUAUCCUGCAGCUAAUGCCAUCGUUUAUGCAGCGCGGUGCACCAAUGCCGCAAUCUGGAAGCGGUGGCGGGGGUGGUGGCAGCAACGGACCACGCUCUCAAACACCACCAACCUAUCAGAACGGUAUUGGUGGCAAGGAUACGGGUGGUGGUGGUGGUACAUUGCGUUCACAACAACGUGCCACUGGUGGCAAUGGUGGUGGUGGAGCGCAGGACUAUCGCUCCGGUUCGCCUGUAAUUAGUAGUUUUCGUGCAGCAACUGCAAUACCCAAGCGGCCACCACAAUUGGCCACACCGCCAUUAGGUGGCACACAAACUCCCAACGGUGGUAUACGAAAGGACAAAGAAUUUAUCAUUGAACCAGAAGUGGUCCAAAUGCAACGACCAAUUAUACGCGAAGAAGAUCUGGAACGCCUCAAUGCUAUAGCUAACGAUGAUAGUUGGACCAAACAGGAUGAUAUCGAUUACACGAAAAAACUGACAUUCUCAGAUGAUGAAUCGCCUGAAGAGCAUACGCCAACGCAGGAGCGUGAUCGGCCAGCAUUCAAUAAGUCGGCGGGCAGUAGUGGCGGUUCACAUGAGCUACGUAAGAACUCCAAUGCGAGCAGCGUGAAUAACAAUUGGCAACGUAGUGGUAGCAUUAAGGACCAACGUGACAGUGCGGAACGCGAGAAGUCGGUCGAUUGUGAGGAUACACGUCAGCAGAAUGGACAUCGCAGUAGUGCGGCGGGUAGUAUUGCUUUGGACGCUGCCGUUUACGAGCGUGUAAAGCAACGCAAAGAGGAGGAGGAGCGACGCGAAAAAGAACGACGUGAAGCGGCCGCACGUAAAUUACAAGAACUUGAAAUGAAGAUCUAUAAUAAGAAGGCGGCGAGCGCAGCAGCAGCAGGUGGUGGUACCGGCGCAACAACUACAGGCGCUGGCGGUGACGCCGUGGAACAACCGACUCCGCCUCCCUCAAUUGGCGGUGGCAGUGAGGAAGAUUUUAAUAUACGUCGCAGCGGUGGCGGUAACAGGGACUACGAACGCGGCAAUACACGCGGUGGCUAUGAUACACGUGAACGUGAUGUGCGUGGCGGCGGUGACUAUGUGCGUGGCGAACGUGGUGGUGGUGGCCCAGGCAGUGGUGUCGGCGCACAAGGUGUUGGCGCUGGUGGCAAACCAAUAUUUUCGGCACAAUUCCAGUCGAAUUUGCCGCCACGCUUCCAGAAGCAGCAACAAAUGCAAGCGCAGCUAGGUGGCCCACCGAUUAGCGGUGGCGCAUUAAGUGGCAAUGGUAAAGCGUCUGGCCCGUUGGGUAGUGGUUUAGAUAAAUCGGGCUCGGCAGGUUCGUCCUAUGAGUCUGGCGCCGGCCGUUACAUGCAGAAGGGUGGUAACGGUGGUCCGAUGCAACGCGGUGGUCGUGGCGAUUAUCGUGACAAUUAUACGCGCGGCGGUGGUGGUGGCUAUGGGCGUAUACGCAAUGACAGUGAACGCGACGACGAACCACGCUAUCAUGGUGGACGUGGUGGACGGGGCGGUGAUGAUUAUAUGCGCGGCAAUGGCUUGUCACAAAAUCAGUUGUCACGCAGUAUAUCAGAUACUUCGCAACGCAAAACCAGCGUUUCGUCUAACGAUGAAUCUAGCAAGUAUGGUGGCAACAGUAGUUUGAAUGAUUCGAAGGAGUUUGGCAGUGGCGCACUUGUGUCGUCUUGGGCUGAAGAGACGGAUGCCGAGCUGAAGCGCCAACGUGAAGAGAGUUUCUCCUCGACGCAUAGCCAGGAGUCAAUACCCAUAAAAAUACUGCAACGACCACAUACCCAGAAGAGUGUGUCGGAGGAGGAAACUUCGCCACUUCAACAGCAACAACAACAUACACACUCCCAACAACAGCAAUUGCAAUCUCAACAGCAGCUAAAUCAGCAACAACAACAACAACACCAAGCACCACAUCGUCGCAGCGAAAGUGAACAAACCACACUUUUUGCACCAACUCAAAUAUUACGUCGCUCUGAGUCGUCGAGUGAUGAGAAACCCAAGCAACCACAUCAAACAGGUAGUGGAGACGCAGUCCUAUCUAGUAAGAUUAGCGAAGAGAAGAGCCCACUGAUCACAAAACAGACCACAGACUCUGAAUCUCAGCACAAGAAGCGUAAAGAAAGUGAGAGUAGCAAUUCCGCAGCUCCAAUCCAUUCAGGAGUUCGAAAGGAAUCCGUAUCGACGGAUGAUAGCAAACUACAGGUUGAUGAGAAUCGUUCGGCAGCGUCUUUAACAGCCGUAAGUCAACCGCAGCGUGAGCCUAAAAGACCCAGUCCACGCGGUGGUGGUGUUGGCGGCGGUAGAGAUCGAGGUGGUGAACGUGAUCGUGAUCGCGAUCGGGACAGAGAUCGGGAACGUGGUCCGCGUGCUUAUCCUGGCUGCCGUGGUGUCCGCGAUUGGAAUCCUCGUGGUCCACGUGGUGGCCGUUUCUAUGGCCCAAAUGAGCCGCGACUAGCCAGCGAAUCGGAACAUUCUGAGGAUGUCGAUGAAGAGGGGUACGGUGGUGGUGGUCGUCGUGGUGAUCGGCAAAGUCCCAAAGUACCACGAAAAGAUCACGGUGGGCAUCGUAGUGGCGGUGAAGAACGUAACUCAAAAGAAGGUUUCGCACCACGUGGUGAGCCAUCACGUCGUGGUCGUGGCGGUGGGGCGAAUAUUGGUGAUCGCGGCGAUCGUGGUGAUCGUGGCUCAUCAUCAUCAUAUCGACGUAAUGAUGGCGGUGGUCGCGGUCAAGGUCGUCAUUAUGGACGACAGCCCUACGACGAACAUCAUAAGGACCAUAAGCGUAGUUCCGAGUCGGAAACAACAGGCGGUGGAAGUGAUGUUGACAAAACGAAACAAAAUCAAUUAGCGUUGAGCGCUGGACUUUCCAAAGUUAAGGAUUCCAAUUUGACUACGACACCAUCUGCAGAUGAAAAGACGCGCACACAAACUGGCGCUAAGCAACAGGCUCCACCACAAGGCGUUGCAAAUGCGCAGCAAAACAAGAAAGCCGGUGUGGUUGGGGAAGCAGAGAAGAAAGGUACUACCCCCACUCCACCCAAACAAUUCGGUGGCAAUAGUGGAGGGGGCGCCCAAGUUCGUAAAGAGAGUACUUCGAGCACUAAAACGGAUGAGGUCGCCGAACGCGAACGUAAGUCCGCAUCCAAAGAAAAAGAUUUACCCAGCGGCGCUGUACAACAGACGCAACAACAACAACGCAGCAAUAGUUCAGGUCAAUUGUCCGCAGCGCAACGUAGCAGUUCUAGUGUUGGUGCCAAGAAACAAGAUUUACCAAUGGCCUCACUGCCCACCUCGCAAUCGGCAUCUGCCAUUGGCGCUACCAAACCCAACCAGCAAUCGCAACAACAAACGGUGACGAAACCACCACCCGGUCUAGGGGGUGCCAAUAGCGGUGGCAACUUCAAGCCUACAAAUAGCACUUCGCUGCCAAAUCAAAGUGUUGCUACGCAACAGCAACAACAAAAACAGAAUAUUGAACUACAAAAGAGUAAAUCGGAUACAAAUGCCGUUACAAUGAAUGCGGUACGUCAACAGCCGCUCGCACAGCAUCGCACUUCCAUCAGCGAGAUGGACAAGGCGAAAAUGGGCGCCGGCGCCAAUGAUAAACCGAAUGCGGUCGUCAGCGGCGGCAGCACACUACUACUGGAUGGCGCUCCCGUCAAUACGAUUAUCUUCGAGAACACCAACUAUAAGCAGCAAGCGCAGGCAGCCCAGCUUAAACGCUCCAACGAGUCACUGAGUUCAGCCGUCAGCAGCGGAGUUAGUGUCACCGCCGUUGAAACGUUGAGCAAUGCGCUGUCGCAGAUGUCUUUCGCCAAAGGAAAUGAUCCGACAGUGCCUGGCGGCGGAGUGGUUGUAUCCACAGCGGGAGACUACGACAAAGACAUGAAAUUGGGCUUCACUUUUGGUGAUGCCACUGAGUCAUACGUAUCGACGGUGCCCAACAAGUCGCCAAAUGAGAAUGAAUCCAAAGUUGUUAACGUGGCUGGACAACAAGUAGCCGUCACAACUGUCGGACAGCAGCAACAUCAGCAGGUGCAGCAACAACAACAGCAGACUCAGAAUAUAAUUUCGACAGCCGACUUGAAUAUGAAAAUUGCCAGCGUGAAGAAGGUAUGGGAGAGUGUAGCGCCAAUGACAUCGGAAGCGAGUUCGUCAGCGCUACAACAUCAGCAGGUGGCACACCAACAACAGCAACAGGCACAACAACAAGCCCAACAACAGUUGCAGCAUCAACAGCAACAGCAACAACAACAGCAACAAGCACAACAACAACUAGAGGUGGUUGAUCCCAGCGGACACAUGUCGGCGGCUGCUUCAUUUGUAGCCGCUGUUGCAGCAUCGCAACAACAACAUCAGCAACAGCAUAUGCCACACUAUGCAGUCGCUGCUGUACCAUUGCACCAACAUCAACACCAACACCACUCGCUGUCCUCGCCUGGUCCAGUGCCAAGCGGUUACGGCAGCCAUGGGUCACCCUUCGACGUCGCCACACCACUCGAACAGCAGUUCGCACAGAGCGGCAGUAUUGUGGUGGGCGGCGCCGAUGAUCCGACCAGUGUCGUCGGCUAUCCCAGUCCACAACAGACACAACAACAGCAGGCGCAAUCCGCUGCCGCUGCACAACAGCAACAGCAGGUGCUCAAGCACCCAGAUGUUGUGAAACAGCAGCAGCAGGCGUCUGCUGCCGCAAAACAAUUGCAACAGCAUCAUGGCUCAUCGAUGGGCAUGUCACCACCACCUAACUUACAACAACAACAGCAACAGCAGCAACAACAACAACAGGCACAGCAUCAACAAUCAGCAGCUGCGCAACAGCAACAAUUGCACGCAGCACCGCCAUCCUUCUACCAAGCAUCACCACAAUUCACCGGUAUACCCAGUCCACCGACGGUCGUGUUUAAUUCGUCGCAAAUGGCACCACCACCCUCACAGGCUGGCCUCUACGCACCAUUCCAUUCACUCGAUCAUUCGAGUCGCUCACAAUUCUCAGCCGCUGCAGCGGCGCACAGUUUCCCUGGUCACUAUAGUGCAGCGGCAGCAGCGGCCGCUGGUGGACCCUUUAAUGCUUAUGCGAUGCAAACAACAGCCAAUAUGGCUGGUGGACCCACACCCGAAAUGUAUUCCAGUCUAACGUCACAGUUCCGCAUGGGCGGCGGUCCAUCACCAUUCGGCAAUCCAAAUUCCCAACAGCUAAACAAUCCGAAUGCCCAAGCUGUAACGAUAAUUUCCUCUAAUUCCAAUUCGAUGAUGUCGUCUGUGGGUUCGGUAAAACCACCACCAUCAUCGCAACAACUUGGCACGAUCGGUUCGAAGGGUGGUGGCGGUGGCGGUCCAUAUGCAGCGCAACAAUAUAUGAAUCUGUAUCCUGGACCACCGCCGCAGCAUCCACAAGGCGGUCCACCGGGGCCACCAGGCGCACAUCAAUUGCAAUCGAAUAGUUACUACUCGAAUUCGGCUAGUGGACCGAACGGACCGGCAUUCUAUGGUGGUCCACCACCACAAGGCGCAGGCGCCGGUGCGCAAAACUUUGGUUUAGCCGCUGCGGCUGGUCUAUAUGGCGGCCAUCAAGGCGGACCGCCCGGUUCGAAUGGACCACCGGGACCACAGGGCCCACCCGGCCCACAGUCGCAACACACAAUGGGCAAUUUUAAUACACAAUUUAUGAAUUCGCAGCUAUUGACGGCGGCGAGUAUUAAUCAAUUUCGCGCAGGACCAACGCCACAGCAGCAUGCAGCUGCCGCGGCCGCAUACAUGAAAUCUGGACAAGGACAAAGUCAUCUGCAAGACUCGAUGGGACGCCAACUGAAGAGCCCACUCGGCGCUGACGUCAGUUUAAGUUUGGCCAAACAGGUGCAAUCUCAACCCAGUCCACCGCACCACAAAAACUAUGGCAGCUGGGAUCUGCAAAAUCAAGUAAUGCAACAGCAAGCUCAACAACAAUCUCAAUCGCAGCAGCAGCAAGCCGCGCAACAGCGUGCUGGCGGUGUCGGUGGCGGCGGUAACGUGCAGAACAUGCCGCCAGGCAGUCGUGGUGGUGGUCCACCAGGUGUACAAGGUGGUCCCGCCGGCGGUGGUGUUGGCGGCCAAGGUGGUCAAGGACGUUAUCCAACGCCGAUACAGCGUCCUAACAAUUAUCCACAACAUCCACAAGGUGGACCACAGUCACAACAACAACAGCAGCAGCAGCAGCAACAACAGCAAUCACAAGCAGGCCAACGGCAAAAUAAUAUGCGGCAAGGACCUGGUGGACCACCCGGUAAUGGUGGCGGCGGCAAUGGACCACAAGGUGGCCCUGGCGGUCACAAUAGUGGCAAUGUGGGCGGCGGUCCCAACGGUGGUGGUGGCGGACAAGGUUGUGGCCCUGGUGGUCCAAACAAUGGCGGUGGCGGAGCUGGCGGCCCCAACGGCGGCGGACAAAUGAAUAAACCCUACUAUGCGAACAAUGCGGGUGGUGGUGGAAGUCGAGCAAACCAUGCUUAAAGUACUUGUGGAUGUAUAACAAAUCUAUAUGCUGAAGGUGAAGCAAUUCGCUAGUAUUAAAAAAGACGAAAAGGCGCCGCAAAAGUGACAACAGCAGCGAACGGCUUUGUUGAGUGAACAUGUAUGAAGUAUAGAGAAUUAACUACUAAAAACACUUACAAGUGAAAAAUAAAGUUAAAAUUUAACACAUUAGCAGCUGCAAAUUGAAAUAAAAAUUAACAUACAUACAUACAUUAGUAGCAAAUAUUGCAUUCAACUCAAUAAUAAAGUGUUCACACAGAAGCAAUCCGCAAGUUGGAGUUAGUGCGUUUACUUGCAUACAUUAUAGUAACAAUUUUCACUUUUCACAAUAAAUAUUUAAAUAAACUAAACAAAUUACAACAAAACAGCAGUAGUGGUUGCAUUAGCUACUAUAAUGACAACUAGCCGCAUAAGGAAGUCGGGGAAAAUGUAACACUGACUUACAAAAAGCGCGUACGAAACAACUUAAAUGCAAGCGGAAAGCGGAAACGUUAAAUGUAAGCAGUGGAAAACAAACAAACAAUGAGUGAGCAGUAAACUCAUACACAUACAUACAUAUUUUAUUGUAUUACGCAAAUUUAUUCAUAUAAUUAUAAUUAUUUUUAAAAAAUAUUAACAGUACAAGCUGUACGUAUGAACAUAUAUUUUUAAUUAGCCUACAUAAUAUUGAAAAUAGUUUUCAUUUUAUAACAAUAAUAACGGUAGAUGACUGUGCAAUUUUCUAUUGUAAUUAAAAACAAAACGAACUAAAAUGCAUAAAUAACAUUGGCUGCUACAUACAUUGCGUUUAAACAAAAAACAAAAGUAAAUAAAGCAAAUCAAAAAUAUAUACGCAAAUAUGCAUACCAAAUUUGAAACGUGCAAAAUUAUUUUUCAACUACACUGCUAUUCAAACUGCCACUGCCCACUUUUGUAGUCCGGCAGCUCUUAAUUUUCCAUUGGUAUAGGAAGCGGAAAUAUGAAACUGGCAACUUUGUCACAAAUUAGUUGCAAACGCGUUUCCCACAUCCGUUCAAGUGCAGAACUAUUAACUUUAUUUUAAAAAGGAAAUAAAAAGUGUAGAGAGUGUUAUUUGUGUAAAAAAAUAUGUUAUAUUUGUAAUAUAUGACGUGUGUGAUAGUUUUCGGUCGUUUGGUAAUUUGAAAAGUGUGUUUAAUAAAAUAAUAAAAGUGACGCAGUUAAACUAGUAUACGCGAGCGUGUGAUUUCAAAAUGGUGGCAUAUAUGUAGCUGUAACUAAAAUGGUUGAUAUUAAAAUUAGACGCAUUAUCAUCAAGCAAAUAUGUAAAUUAAAGCAAGUAUGUUUCAAACACACAUAUGACAAGUAAAUUCGUGCAAGAAAAACGUAAGUUACACUACAUACACUUACAUAAAUAUACAGUACUUUUUUAAAUAAUUUAGCUGCAUAUUAGCGAUGGGUGCAUACAAAUGUAUAAGUAACAAGCUAACCGAAAAGCUACCAACAACAUGUUUUUAAAUAUGCCUAAUACAGUGAAACCUCUCUUGGACGGCCACUCAGCGAUCGAGCGAUUUUUGUUCGCCCUAGGGUUCUAAAAAUUUAAUUUGAUGUGUGUAAAAAUGCCACACAAGGGUGGUGUCCGUUAGAGAGGUUUCUCUGUAUAUUAUUAGCAAACAGAAGAAUAUGUAUAAAAUACUUUCAUACUUUCAUACAGAAUAUUUUCCAUUUUUUUGUUUUGGAAUGCGUCCCUAUUGAUUGUGUACCUCCAUUAAUAUUUAAUUUAUUAUUUAAGCAUUUCGAAUUCUUUAACAUAUGCAUCUUAAGGUGGUCAUCCCAUACAUAUGACGCCCUGUCUUUUAGUGAUGUUUUGGAUUUUUUUCUACGAUUAGUAGAUAGAACCUUAAGUUUAUUAUCAUUUAUCAACAUAUAUUUGGACAGUAUACAUAAAUAUACAUUUUAUGCUAAAAAUAUUGUGUAGCAGAGGAGUUACAGCGUUCUGAACACCUCCGCCUUGAGAACAUGGGUGAUGUUCUUAUCGGAAACGAAAAAAAGUUAGUUUCGUUUUAAUAGCUUGAAUGGAUGGAACGCACUACGAUCAAGUGAAUAUACCAGAAAUUGGAUAUUUGGUAGACAUUUAAAAAAAAAUUGCGAAUUUUAUGUUUUUUUGCUUUUUGUUAUAAAAAAUUUAAGUAUAUGCAAUUUUUUUUAAAUAAUAGAGUCUAAAAAGUCUAAAACCUAUCGAUACAAACAGAUUUGGUUCGCUGAAACACAGCCCUUGUUCGAAUCUGAAAAUCCGAGUCAAUCCCAGUAUCGCAAAACCGGGUAUUUAAAUAAUAAUAGAGCGUUCUAUGCGUUUACAUGUGCUGAAUGUACUCCACAAAUUUCAUGUCAUUCGGUCAAGUCGUUUUUGAGAUACGAUGGAGGAAAGUUUGAAAAGCACGGGUUUGAGAAAAACAGCUCCGUCUUCUAACUGCUGUAUCUUUAAAACGACUUCGAAUUUCUGAAUUCUGAUUUACCACCGUAUUCUAGACAUGUUAAGUAAGCAAUUUAUGAUACCUUUUUUUUUACUAAUCACAUGGGAUGACCCAUUUAAUUAAAAAAUACUGAUACUUACCAUACGGACGAUAUUCUUUUAAAACUUAUUACGGCUCAAUUGUUGAAAAUGGAAACUAUUUCUUUCAAAGUGUAAGUUGAUAAUGUCAGCUUAAAGACAAUAUAAUCUACGGAAAAAUCCAGUAACUCCUGUAAAAAUAUUUGGAACCUAAGUUAAAUGAAAAUUAUAAAGAUUCAUCAAACGUGCAAGCUGAGAAGUGGCUUAGUGAUUAGAAACGUGAAAUUGAUACAAUAAAUUCAGCCAAUUUAAUUGAAUUUGAAUAUACAAAACGGGCAGUUUAGAUUAAUGAAGUUUGAUAUUGGAAACAAGUUCUUCAAUAAAUAUGAUUAUUGAUAGUAGCUCAACUACAACAUAAAAUCUGUUAGAUUUUGAAGAUAUUCAAAUACAUACGUAUGGGCAUUUCCGCCAUGUCGAACGUGACAAUCUAAACCUACCGAUAUGAACAAAAAUGUUUUUUAAUUUUGACAGUAGGAUUUUUUAAUAGCCCUUCAUUAGCUAUACAUUUAGUGUUAAGGUUGAUUUUGGAACGGUUUUCAUUUUCAAGAUAAUUCCAAAAAACCAAGGCAUUCGCACGGGACAAAAAAUGGAAGUCGUUUUUGGGAACAACGAUUCAAACGGCGAUUUCAGCGAAUUGUGAGGCAAUAUUCAAAUGUUUUUGAUUAUAGAGCGUUGUUAAUGGAUGUCUUUAAAAUUGGUAUGAAUUUCAUCCAAAAAUAAUUUAUAGUUUUUUUUUAAUUAAAUAUUUACCACAUUCGCACGGGACAUGUCGUACGGACAUUUUUUUCCAUCAUAAUAUUUAUGUUGAUUUUGUUUUAUAAUACGGAAUUAUUUAACAACAAGUCCAUCAUCCAUCCUCAUAUGUAAAUAAUUAAUGUAAAUGUAUCUAUUUACAUACUUAAGUAAAUUUUAUAAGACAAAAAAUAAUUUUAAAUUUCUAAAUUCCACACCUACGAUGUCGCACGGGACCAACUUUAAGUAGUUACCAAAACCACAACCACUUACAGUGGUAGUAAGUGUUACUUUUUGAUGUUGCACGGGACAUUAAAAUAUAGGAUAAUAAGAGAGCAAAAACUUACAGUUAUUUGCAAUCGCAUGCUUUCUUAUGCAUUUUAUUUUGCUCUUUGUACCCUUAUAAAGGUUUUACACAAAGCAAAAAAUUAUACAUGAUAUGUUUCUUUAACAAUUUUGACGAAAAAACAAAUGCAGUAGAAAAAUCGAAAUGAGAAAAGUAGCUCCUAUGCGACAUGGCUUUUGUAUAUCUCGUAAUUGGUUAUGAAUUAAUUUAAAAUUAAUUUAAUAUACAUAAAUUUAAAUAUUUUCCUAUGGAAAUAUGCAAAAACUUUGUAAUUCUAAUAAUGUUUAAUAUUUUGUCUGCGGUGGACCUUCUGGCGGAAAUGCCCAUAUGUAUAUCACAAGCUCCGUAUUUAAUCGUAUCGUCUGCUAAAUAUAUGAUUAAAUACAACAUAUUAUAAGUGACAUAUGAAAAGAACAAGAAGAGAAAGAAGAGAAGAACAAAGAGCCUGAGAGCUGUUCUAAACUAUUAAACAAUGAUUUAAUAAAAAUGAAAACUUCUAUUCUUUCUAACCGCGAAGUAGUGUAUUUUUCUUGGCUACAUAUCUAUACAAUUUUCUACUACCGAGUCUGUUGCUUGUGGAUAUACUAUUCAAUGAUUAUUACUUUCGAAAGUUAAAGUACUGAAUCAAUAUUUUUUUCCUAUAGUAUUAGCAAAUGAUUUUAAUUUAUGUCUUGGUUGGACAAUCAAUCCAUCACUUUUGUGGUAAAGCUAUAAAUCUGUGAACAUACAAUAUUCAUCCAAGCAGUUACGUUCACAAAACCCCACAAUAGAAACCGAUUUUAUAAAUAACUUCAUUUUUGACUGUCGUUAAAACGAUUUUAUUUCACACUUUUUU